AUGAAUCUAACGUUUCGAUGGAUACACAUGUUCAAAAAGGGUAAGCAGAAUAAAAAGUUCAAAAAGAAAAAUGCACUUUCGACUCUUAAAAUUCAAGAGUUCAAAGCAAAGGAAAUGGGCCCAAAUGACGAGAGCAAAGAAAAUAUUCCUGGAUGCGCAAGUGCGCGAAAUAGACAGUUGCGAGGGAACGUUGAACAAUGGAUUUUUGAGUGCAAUACAUCAGAUCCCGACUUCCUUGACUAUUUUUAG
Molecule: messenger RNA, 249 nt
Organism: Acaulospora morrowiae
Lineage: Eukaryota; Fungi; Glomeromycota; Glomeromycetes; Diversisporales; Acaulosporaceae
Source: the annotation of a GenBank genome assembly